Penicillium canariense is the source of this 4308-nucleotide messenger RNA. Its product is annotated as putative protein kinase. The record is from RefSeq and is a predicted model, not a curated record. The transcript is spliced from 3 exons. Bases 1 to 4308 code for a protein of 1435 amino acids. Gene Ontology annotation, molecular function: protein serine/threonine/tyrosine kinase activity; protein serine/threonine kinase activity; ATP binding. Gene Ontology annotation, biological process: peptidyl-serine phosphorylation; peptidyl-threonine phosphorylation. Lineage: Eukaryota; Fungi; Ascomycota; Eurotiomycetes; Eurotiales; Aspergillaceae.
AUGUCGUCGCAGGCCCCGGGGAGGUGUCCAACGGGGACCACCCAAUCCCAAGGGUCCAACCUGUCGAGAAACGACGACUCGGGCUCCGGAGCAGAGACACCGGCUCGCAGGCGUCUCCAGAAAGCCGCCUCAACCACCUUCCACAUGAAUACCUCGACCAAUUUCGAUUCGCAGCCUUCGAGGGGCGUAGCAGGCCCGCGCUCAGGGGAAAUGAGUAGGAGGAGACUGUCAAUUAGAGGUUCAAAGGCUCCUCAGGGGCCACGACCACAAGAUGCUUCGCGCUGGAGCAAACCCUCCGGCACCUAUUUUCACUCCGAAAAUUCCUCAAUCGACUCGACGAACGAUCCGACGUUGGGUUAUAAUCUCCGAUCUACAAGUGUGGGAAACUUGUCGAAAGCUGAACCCAGCCCAACCCAAGCCCCUCCGGAGGGCAUGGAAUUUCUGGCACCAAUCAACUUUGACGAUUUUCACAAUAGCAUCAUGGCCGAGCCCAGUCUAAAUCAUUUUCCUAUGCCUGGCAAUGGUGGUGCGGGGUCUGAAAAUCGGAACUCUGGUUUGUCGACAAACAGCUCCUGGACGAAUCAUAGUUACGAGAGCAAUAUCUCGGAGCGGACAAGGGGCGCUUCAUCUCGCCGAAAGAGCGAAGUCCACCGCUUAAAUGGCCAGAACCCUACGACCUCGGGGCUAUCAAUAACCUCUGCCAACUCCGGUGCUCGCCGCCAAAGUUUCGCCCAAAACCCCAGCGUACCCGGCGUAGCCGGCGCGAGUGCGCGAGCUUCACGGAAGUCUAUCAGCUCAGGGGCAUUUGGUCCUACGAAUGCUUCUGCGAGGCGUGCUAGCCUGAGCGCUCGCAAAGUCAGUACCGACACGACACGACUGGAUGCGAACAAUCUCCUCCGCCCAAGAGCUCAACAACCGGAGCAAGAUCCAGAUGAAACGAAAGUUCCGUCUUCUCUCCGAAGCCUCAAGGCAAAGUCUUUCCAGCCGUCUCCACGCGAGCCACGAAGUACAUUUUUGACUGCGGCCGGGACAACCGACCAUACACGCUCUUCUUCGACCAAUGCGGUUCGUACGCCGGUUAAGAACGCCCCUGCGGCCGCGAGCCUGACACCUUCCUCAUCAUCCAAGCGAAUGUCUGUCAUGCCCCACGCGACCGGCUUGGGCGCCCGCACCAUCAGCCCUACAGAUGCACGCCGCAUGAAGCGGAUGUCAAUUGCGCCUCCUGCACCACCUAUGCCUCACACCCCUCCCACUCCUACAGAGCCUCUUCCCAGUCGACCAUUGUCCACGAACCAGUCCCCAUCAUUUCUCCCAAGGAAAAGCGUCACCCCUUCCUCUACCCGAACAACUCCCGAUCCGAAUCGCAAGUCGUACAGCUCUGGGCUAUCAUUGUCAUCGAACACUAGCUAUAAUUCGGUGCGACACUCGGGAAGUUCACUCCAACCACGCCUUUCUCAGAACUUCUCAUCAUCCCGCUUGCCUACGCCCAAACCGCGCACGGAGCAUACAUCGAAGGAGCCCGGGGAAGAGGUUCCACCAGUCCCGGCAAUCCCCAAGGCAUGGGAAUCUCCCAAAGGUGAGCUGGAUCCGCCUGUUUUCCCUGCGCCAAGGAAGUCAAGCUUGCCUGUCGACAUCAGUCUUCUCAACAUUGCGCGAGAUUCAGACUCAGAUGCCCUUGGCGGCCUCGGUGUCACCAGGGAUGAUAAUGCUGACAUCACCGCUGGUCGCGUUACAAAAACGCCAGAGUCGCGGACGCGGACUUCUACUGUGUUGGGCCGUAAGGGCCUGCAGCCGUUAAAGCUACCACCUUUGAACUUGCUCCCUCUGGGAACUCCAAUGACGACAAAGAUUGAGGCGUUAAAAGACAGAGAAGCGGAAGAAAGAAAGGCUCACACGCCUUCCAACCAGGUCAUGUCAAAAACACCUAGCACACCCAUGACCGCAUCAAAGGCAAACUUCUGGUAUCGUGAUGAGGAUGACAAGGAACCUGCUACUCAGAUCCGGAGCAGCACAUCACAUUUUGCACUCAGUUCCACCUCCACGGCCACGCUGCGCGCGGCCAGCAGCACGAGUGCCUGGGGCUCUCUGGAUACGCCAAACGGCAACCGCAACAUCUCGCCGUAUGCGUCGUACACCCUGCCGAAGUCCAGCUCGGAGUUUAACGCUCUUCGCCAUCAGGCCAGCGGUGAUUACUCCAACCGAGUCUCUCAGUCCUACAAACUCACCGGCCCCCGGCCUCAGACACAGAGCGCCAUCUUCACGCCAGCUGCUGAAAGACUCAGCCAGAUCUCGACGCCAUCUGAGCCUGAAAGCACCACUGCGGUGCCUGUUUCCACCCUGAAAGACCGGUUGAAUGUAGCUCGCAUCCGCAGCAACUCCAAGACGAAGCAUUCCUCUAUAGUUGAUGCCGAUCCAUCCAAGUAUAACAGCAUGCCGCCACCAAAACUUCCUGCUUCUGCAACAUGGAACAGUCUGUCUUCCAUGACAUCCACCAGCCCUGUGACGAAAUCUUCCUAUCUCAAGCCCCGGCGCCAGUCGUCCGUGUCCAGUAUCACGAAACUAUCUGCUCCACGGAAACCCAGUGUCAGCAGUGAUCGGAGCCUUACCCUUGAGCACGCUACUACGAAUGAGCCUACGGGCAGCGAUCAUUCUCAUAAUCGUGCCGCUGGCAACUAUGUAUCCCCUGUUCACAAGAUAAUCAGCACCGCUCGAUCCAGCGCGGCCGCUUCUUCUCGGUCAGCUGACGCCAGUGUUGAUGCGGAUACCGUGAUUGCGGAUGAGGAGAUGAGACGCUUGGGCUCAAAACGGAAGGACUUUGAAACUGCAGCCAAGCAACUGGACGAAUUGCGUCGCAAGGCAGGACCGAAGGAUCGCGUCAGUCCCGCUCAGGCCCUCAAGAUGGCAAACUUGAACAUCUUUGAGCGUGGCGAGAUCAUUGACUACCGCGACAUCUUUUUCUGUGGCACCCAGAACGCGAAAAAGCACAUUGGAGAUUUGCACUCGGGCGCUGCAAACUUUGGCUAUGAUGAUGAUCGUGGAGACUAUAACAUUGUGAUCGGUGACCACCUCGCCUACCGCUACGAGGUUGUGGAUGUUUUGGGCAAGGGAAGCUUCGGGCAGGUCGUGCGAUGUGUUGACCACAAGACUGGUGCUCUGGUCGCAGUUAAGAUCAUUCGCAACAAGAAGCGAUUCCAUCAGCAGGCCCUCAUCGAAGUCAAUCUCCUCAAGAAGCUGAAGGAUUGGGAUUCGGAGCGCCGAUACAGCGUGGUUGCUUUCGACCAAAGCUUCUACUUCCGCGGCCAUCUCUGCAUCUCAACCGAACUUCUGGGCAUGAAUCUCUACGAAUUUAUCAAGGCGCAUGACUUCCGCGGCUUUUCUCUCAAGCUCAUUCGCCGCUUCACUAAGCAGAUGCUCAGCAGUCUGGUGCUUUUGCAUGCCAAGAAGGUCAUUCACUGCGAUCUGAAGCCCGAGAACAUUCUACUCGUUCACCCACUGAACUCCGAGAUCCGAGUGAUCGACUUCGGAUCAAGCUGCUUCGAAAACGAGAAGGUCUAUACCUACAUCCAGAGUCGUUUCUAUCGCUCUCCUGAAGUCAUCCUUGGAAUGUCGUACGGCAUGCCCAUCGACAUGUGGAGUUUGGGGUGUAUCCUGGCCGAAUUGCUCACCGGCUAUCCCAUCUUCCCGGGUGAGAACGAACAGGAGCAACUGGCUUGUAUCAUGGAAGUAUUUGGUCCACCGGAGAAGCAUCUGAUCGAAAAGAGCACUCGCAAGAAGCUGUUUUUCGAUUCCCUCGGAAAACCACGCCUGACCGUUUCCUCCAAAGGUCGUCGCCGCCGUCCGAGCUCCAAGGAGCUUCGGCAGGUCUUGAAGUGUGACGAUGACGCCUUCCUAGACUUCAUCACACGCUGUCUCCGCUGGGACCCUGCUCGUCGGAUGGGCCCCCAUGACGCCCUGAAACACGAGUUCAUCACUGGUGUCAAGUUGGCUACUCGGCCUCGGAUGUAUGCUAGUGCUGCCUCUCCUUCGAAGCGAAGCACUACGACAUCCAACGCGCGCCCCCUUCCCGAGCCCCCUGGCAGUACCGUGAAGAGCGCCCGCACUCGUGAUGUUUCCGGCACUUCCCCGGUUAAGGGCGCCGGCGGAAAACGCCAUUCAACGGUCACAGGCCUGCCGCCGUCCAGCCCCGCCAAGCGAGGGUCUCACACUUCCACUACCUCAGGAACCGGUCUGCCUCGUGCCUCGGCACGCAGCAUCAGUGGAAAGCCAGACCUCGCCACAGCGGCGGCUGCGACCAGCCUGGUGAGUUGA